Molecule: messenger RNA, 2589 nt
Organism: Anneissia japonica
Lineage: Eukaryota; Metazoa; Echinodermata; Crinoidea; Comatulida; Comatulidae
Exons: 9
Coding region: 134-1021 (295 amino acids)
Source: RefSeq, a predicted model, not a curated record
UGCCAUAUGCGCGGUUAAAUGACAACAGACGACAUGUGAAUAAUGAUGAAAUUUGAGGCAAGGGAGUUAGAAGAGCGUAUCAAGAUGAGAUAGCAACAGGAGAAGUAACAAAUACCAUAGAAGAGUAAACAAGAUGGAAUCUUUGCUAAAGCAGGUGUUAGAAAGCAUUCAGUCAACAGGGCUUGAAGACCUGAGCCCGGAGGAUGUUGGCAGAUUACUAGCUGUUGGUUCAUCAGAAACAUUGGAUGAGACGCUCACUUUAGGUGAUGGGGACUUGGAAAGUUUGGAGGAAGAAUGUCAGGAACAUAAACAUGAAAUGACGGAAGAUAUAAAAAAGGAAUUGGAAAGAAAUAAUAGCGGAUAUCCACACGAUCCUCUCUAUUUGCACUUAGCACACAAACUCAGGAAUUGGAUGGAUUCAAGAUCACCUGAUGCACUUACACUUCCAGAUUUUGAAUUUUUAAAUGAAGGAGAAAGUGUUACUGAGAGAAAACAACUGUUUGCUGCCCUCACUCCAGAUGUUUGUGAGUUUAAAGAUUUAUGGAAUGAGGACCAAUUGGAAAGAAAAAAACAAAUGUUGCUGACAAUCCUAAAGAAAUUGAAGAAGCGAGGAAUCUUGGCCUUACUUGGAAUGCGGAGGACAGUAGGCACUCUUGAAAUGUUUCCUCCAACAAGAUCGUGUCUACAAAACAGCUUCAACCAGCGACAUAAGUUGACUUGUCAAUUGUCUGUAGGAGCGAGGGCGCUAUCUAAGCAUUGUCAUCGAGACCAAACUGCAUCUUGGUGGGCUACAUCAACAGGAAGUGAAGCAGCCAAAAAUGCUCAUGCAAAUGUCAUCCUGAAUCGCAUACUAGAUGAGGCAGUGUGGAUCAACAUACAUUCUCUACCGCAUGAUGUUGUCGCCCUUGAAGUGAGGUGUCUUGGUGGUUAUGGUGCCCGUUGGACAGCAGAUGGUGCAAAAUUCCGGGGGUUCCUGGAGCCACAGAUGAAAGAUGGUCAUUCAGUUGGUUGGAGGCAUUGAUUGAUGUGAUGUCAAUCAAUUGGUAGUAAGUAUCUGGGACUAUAAUUUGCAAAAUGUUCUGGGACUCUUUAUUGCCACAGACAGAAGAGUCAUUCAGUAAGGUAUGGUUGUGAUAUCAGUUAGUUGGUAGUAUACUUAUUGGCAGAUGACAUUUUGAAAGUCAUGGUGCCACAGUUGAAAGACUUCCACCUCGUUGAUUGAUUGUGUGUUGUCAGUCAAUUAGUAAGGUACUUUCUGAAGGGCAGAUGGCAUAAUAUUCUGUAAAUCCUGAUGCCAAAGCCGAAAUACUUCUAUUAAUUUGGUUGGCAGUGUGAUGACAGACAAUUAGUAAGGUACUGUACUUCCUGAAGGGCAGGUAGCAUAACAUUCCGUAAAAUCCUGGUGUCACAGACAGAAAAAGUCAUUUAAUGAUUAGGAGUCAUUGACAUGAUUUUUAUUUGCCGGUAAUAAAAACAAACAAUAAUGAAACAUUCUCAAGAUUAUUGGAACGCUAGAUGGAAGACUGUCCUUCCAACAAUUUCUGUUGGUUUGCUGGUGCCUGCUGGACAUAGUGCAGCAAUACCUGGAGUCUCAGAUAAGAGAGCCAUUCCAAAGUUGAAGGCACAGAAUUAAUAUAAAUUGAGUAAUGGCAGCUGUGGCAGAAAAGGUGGUCAAUGUGUGGGUUGAAAGUAAAACAGAUGUGAUGUCACAAAUGCUAAUGUAUGACUCAGAAUUUCAUUGGGUUAGAUAGGAAAGGAAGAAAACAACAGUAGUACACAGAAAAAGACAGAUAUGAUAAAGUUGCCAGGGAUGAACCAUAAUAUUUGCCACCAAAUAAUAAUGGGUUCGACAUUCAUGAGGCAAAACACAUAGAAAUGGCUCAUUCUCUAUGGUGAUUUUGUAGUUUGCGCUAUGUAGAGUAUACUAAAAUUUGGUUACAUCAGCGCAGUCAUCUAUUUUACUAUGUAAAGAAGACUUGCAUUCUCUUUGCAUAUUAAAGCAAUAAAGAAUAAUAUAUUUAAUUCUUGCGGUACACCACAUAGAUAGUUCUGAUCGAGUUGCUUCAAUCGUCUUCAGGAGAAUAAUAUUUGCAGAGAAUCCAAACAGGGAAAUACUUACAAUGUGUGGAUAGUGAGACUUGCUGCUGAUUGGUGGAAAACUAAACAAUAAGUGAAUACUUAACGUUUUAAUGGAUUUUCAUAUUAUGAUGAUUUUGGUGUACUUGUACUUAAAUUAUUCUUGAAAAUUUGUUUUGAAAACAGAGAUCAGCUUAAUAAUUAUGUUAUCUUUUUAUAAAUUUAUGGGGUUUUUUUGUGGUCUGUUUCUGUGUCUACUGCCCAUUCGGGGGUCAGUAGACACUUUUCUGUCGUCUUACAAUUUACCUUGUAAGAGUAAAUCUGGUGGAGGAAUGAUGGGAUUGAUCGUAAGCUAAAGAUGAAAAUAAAAAGUAAGUUUACGAAAUAUGAUGCCAUGCUAUAUAAGACCCGUCAUAGAAAGAACUAAAAAGUCAACAAUCUGUUACUUGUACAGUUAUUCAAGUGAAUUCCCAACACAGAAAGCGUGGCUGAAUUAAAAGUAGCCAAAAAAAA